Lytechinus variegatus (green sea urchin) is the source of this 1264-nucleotide messenger RNA. RefSeq lists its product as uncharacterized. The record is from RefSeq and is a predicted model, not a curated record. The coding region runs from base 62 to 823 and encodes 253 amino acids. Lineage: Eukaryota; Metazoa; Echinodermata; Echinoidea; Temnopleuroida; Toxopneustidae. The transcript has 4 exons.
UACUUUUUGUUUUUAAAAGAAAACAUUCUGUAUUCACAAUUUGAGCUGUCACUGUAGAACAAUGUUGAUUUGGAACGAUUACGUAAGGAGGGUUUUGGUAUUCAUAAUAUAUCAUGUUGGACUUUUGCACGCGAUGGAACAAGGAGCUGUUGUGAGAAAACGAGACCUUGUUGUUGCUACGACAGGAACACCCGCACCUACAACUCCAGCUACCCCUACUUGUAAAAUAUCAUCUUUAACACUUAUCGGAGAUGAUACAGAAUAUUUUGCCUGCUGCGAGGGAACGACUGUUUCUGGAUCACAAGAAGUUAUAAACUGGGACUGCAAUCCGCUGCGAUUGACUUACGCCAGACUAAACCAGAGUGAAGCCUUCUACUGUGGGGGAAUCAGCGGUGAAGAAAAUGCCAGGAAAAGGUGCGACACGAGAUGGGGAUGGCUCACAGACAAACAUUGCUUUCAGUGGACCGAAUGUUUCAAGGGAGUUUGCAAAUUGGAAGCAGAAAUGAGAGGGUCAUCGGCUGAUGCCUCUUUCUGCGGCGAUGGUCGCUGCGACCCCGCAACCGAGUCGCACGAGGAUUGCCCCACGGAUUGCUGCCCAACGAUCAACGAUGAAUGCUUGGUCCGUAACAACACCUGUCCCGAGCCGUGUUGCUCCACGUCAUCCUGCUGCAAGGAACCGUACAGCGUCUCCAACAUCUGGUUCAUCAUCAUCGGCUCUGUUGUAGGGGUUAUCUUUUUAAUAACAGUCUGUUGUUGCUGUUGUUGCUUCUGUUGCGUUAGGAAAUGCUUACGACAUGCCAGGUCGUCUUCAGAAGUUGUAUGAAUUAAAGCAUGCCGUGGACACUGGUGGAACUUUAGAACAGUUACAGAUGACGUUACAGUCAAGGGCAUAACAAUGAAAACCUAUGCAUUAGUCCAUAUGAACAAUGAUUUAUCACGGUUUGAUGGACUGGUUUGAUGAUUGCCCUCCAAUACGUCUGCUUCUUGGAAAGUUCGAUAUUCGAGUGAUAAUAGCGGGUUUUCGCAAUUGCAACGGGAACGAAAUCUACAACAUAGUAAAUCUAUUGAGAAUGCCCGUCAAAUCACAAUGAACGGCAUAGAGGUCUUUGUCGAAAAUUGGUGAACCGAGACAUUAGAUCGUCCUAAAAUUCUGAGCUGACGAAAAAUUGCAAAAAUAUGUCAUUUGUCCAUGUAGAGUCCAGGACGACCCUGCUGUUUUGAUUCACCGAUUGUCGACAAAGGCUGCUUUGUCAUGAAGGGCUUU